UCCUUAUACCUGAUGAAUUACACACGCAGUGUCAACACCCACUACAAUAAAUUUCAUGUAAGUGACGAAGAUAAUACUAACAUAUAAUGUCAUCAGUGAGUGUCAGAGGCAUCUCAUACAUUUCCUAGAAUGGUGUAGCUCAUAUAGACAGUGAAUGCAGACGGAGGUGUCAGGUCGCCUUGUUUCCUCAUUUAAACAUUCUCACUUGCACCAGUUACUGGAAUAUUUAAUGUGCACUAUAAACAUCUGGUGAUCUGUAGUUACUUUUUAAAAUAAAUGUGCAUGUUUGGUAACAGAUGGUUGAUUUCUUCGAUGACAUUGAUGUUGGAUAUUUGUGCAGUAAGCAAGUAUUCCAAGUGUUAAAUAAUUAUUGCUAAUACAUUUCAGAAAGGUAGACACUAUAUAACCACUGUAGAAGAAAAACAAUAAAAUAAUUUAGUGUGUUGUAUUAUAUACAGAUUUCUCAAAAUUAAUUCUGUGUGUUGUAUUAUAUACAAAUUUCUCAGAAUUAAUUCAGUGUUGUAAAGCAAUCUUACCCAGUGACUGCAGGCAGAAUAUCAUUUAGUAAUAUGCCUUAACUUCCCUUGCUCUCAAAUAUAUGUUCACUCUCUUAUCUCACUACUAGUCACAUACCUGCAUCACUUUACAGCACUCACGUAUAUUUAUUUUAAACUUUCAUAUUUUUUCUUGAAUAUUACUGAAAUUUGACGUAUCUAUCCUAUAAUGUGUAUAUGACUGUUUUUACUUUAUUAAACUGUGUACUGUACUAUGUAAUUAAUCAUAUUAAAAUUAUCAGUAUUUCCUAGAGAUACAGUUUUUUUAAUAAGGUGAUUAAUUACCUGGGCAAUUUAUAUCAGUAUUUAUAAAUGCAAGUAAUAAUUUGCUUACAUAAUUGUUUAUGUACAUGACAUUCUUCUGAUUAUUUUCAAAUAUAAUUUGAACAUAGAUACUGUAUAUGCAGUUGUAUCAGAAGUAUCUCCCUUUAUUACAUGAUAUACAUGAUACAGACAAAUAUAAUCAUUUAUCAGAGUAAUAUUUUAUAAAUUAUUUGUCAUAAGAGUCAACACAAUAAAGAAACUUUGUUCAGUGUUCCUAAAUAUUAAAAACAUUACCUAGAAGAAUAUAAAUUUAUUACAGUGGAGAGAAAUGAAUUUCACUUUCACUGUUUUGAGUGUUUAUUAACAAAAAUUUCCAUGGACAUUCUAUUUAAUUUACACACAAGAUUAGAGACUAGAUUGCACAGUGCCAUUCCUACAUCACAAAAAUAUUACUAAUAAUUAUCUAAAAUUUUUUGUGAAAAGUCAUAAAUAGAAACAAAUACUUGAGUUAUAACAAGACAUCUGUUUUCUACAUACCUACCUUGCAAGUGAUGGCUUCUGAGAUCACUACCCCUACAACCCAGUCUCUGACAGAUGACUACAACAUUGAUAAUAUUAAGAAAUCUAAUGUAGUGGUAGAAAGUGAGUAUUCAAAAGUGAAACCAUAUCAAUGUACUGUGUGUCUUAAAGAUUUUUCUCAAAACAGUAAACUAGCACGACAUAUGAGAACUCAUACAGGAGAGAAACCCCACCAGUGUUCAGAGUGUGAUAAAGCAUUUUCACAAAGAAGUGUUUUAGUAAUACAUAUGAGAACUCAUACUGGAGAGAAGCCAUACAAGUGUUUGGAAUGUCUAAAAGACUUUAAGCAAAAAAGUAAUUUAGUAUCACAUAUGAGAACUCACACUGGAGAUAAACCCCACCAGUGUUCAGUGUGUCCAAAAGCCUUUUAUACAAGCCAUGAUUUAAUAAGCCAUGAGAGAAUUCAUACAGGAGAGAGACCAUAUCGGUGUCCGGAGUGUCUAAGAGACUUUACACAAAAAAGUAAUCUUGUAUCACAUAUGAAAACUCAUACAGGAGACAAGCCGUAUCAUUGUUCAGUCUGUUUAAAAGACUUUAAAAGCAGAGACUAUUUAGUACCACACAUGAGAACUCAUACUGGAGAGAAACCAUAUCAGUGUUCAGAGUGUCUUAAAGAAUUUCGACAUAAUGCUAAUCUUGUAACUCACAUGAGAAUUCACACAGGAGCAAAACCCUUUAAAUGUUCGGUGUGUCUUAAAGAAUUUCGACAAAAAGCUAAUCUAGUAACGCACUUAAGAAUUCAUACAGGCGAGAAACCAUAUCAAUGUCCAGUGUGUUUCAAAGGAUUUGCACUAAAAUCAUCUCUAGUAAAACAUUCAAGAGUUCAUACGAGAGUGAGACCACAUCUGUGCUCACUGUGUCUAAAAGAUUUUACUAGCAAAGACUCUUUAGCAACACACAUGGUAAUUCAUACAGGGGAGACCCUACAUCAGUGUUCAAUGUGUGUGAAAAAGUUUAAAAAACAAUCCAAUCUAGAAAGGCACAUGAGACGUCACAACACUGUUCCAAGCAUUUUAAAGAAUUUCCGAAAAAAUUUACUUUUGUAGUGCACUUAAUUUUUAAUGUGACAUCACAUAAAAGAAAUUAAUGUGCAAGAGAAUUUGUAUAUUAGAGAAUCAUACUAUUGAUUAACGUCUAUCUCAAAGACUUAGUGAACAUUCUGCUGUCAUUCCAGGUUCACAAAUCUCUUUUUUGGAUGAAAAAUGUGUUAUAUAAUUUUAUUAAUUUACAAAAUUAAUAUUUUAAAUAAUUUGCGAAUUUAUUGUCACAGUGAGCUCAUUUUUGUAAGUUUAGUAUCUUCACAUUAAUUAACGCUAAUGUAAGGGCAAGUUGAAAGUUUAUCGUGCAGAUAGUCAGUCAGAAGUAUUUUUUUUUUUUAUUAUCACACUGGCCGAUUCCCACCAAGGCAGGGAGGCCCGAAAAAGAAAAACUUUCACCAUCAUUCACUCCAUCACUGUCUUGCCAGAAGGGUGCUUUACCCUACAGUUUUUAAACUGCAACAUUAACACCCCUCCUUCAGAGUGCAGGCACUGUACCUCCCAUCUCCAGGACUCAAGUCCGGCCUGCCGAUUUCCCUGAACCUCUUCAUAAAUGUUACUUUGCUCACACUCCAACAGCACGUCAAGUAUUAAAAACCAUUCGUCUCCAAACAUAUAAUGAUGGGCAAGUUCUCCAUAUUUUCUAGACUUUUGGGACUCCCUAAAGCUGGCAGCUGCCCCUCCUUCUUCCCUGGUGUAUUGGAGAUAGGUAUCAGCCAAGGUAGAUGCACAUGUAUAGUCCCACACCACCUGCUUCCCAUCUGUCCAGGCUUGAAGGGUGAUACCAUCUGGACGCUUCUG
Cherax quadricarinatus is the source of this 3235-nucleotide messenger RNA. The record is from RefSeq and is a predicted model, not a curated record. NCBI's taxonomy places the organism in Eukaryota, Metazoa, Arthropoda, Malacostraca, Decapoda, Parastacidae.